This is a messenger RNA of Neopsephotus bourkii (Bourke's parrot), 2234 nucleotides long. RefSeq names its product uridine phosphorylase 2 (gene UPP2). Gene Ontology annotation, cellular component: cytosol; cytoplasm. The record is from RefSeq and is a predicted model, not a curated record. The transcript has 7 exons. Gene Ontology annotation, molecular function: uridine phosphorylase activity. NCBI's taxonomy places the organism in Eukaryota, Metazoa, Chordata, Aves, Psittaciformes, Psittacidae. Gene Ontology annotation, biological process: nucleotide catabolic process; uridine catabolic process. Bases 184 to 1137 code for a protein of 317 amino acids.
GCAGGGGGGGACCAGCCACUGUUGAUCUUGGGAGCCAAACAAAGACAGAGAAGGUAUUUAACCCCCUGGAGAGCCCUUAAAACCUCUUCUGAGCUCCAAACCCCAACAGCUGAGGAAAUAGCAGGGUGUUUUCCUUACCUUUUCUGCAGAGUAUUGCUUUCAGCUGACUCUGGUAGAGCCGCUAUGACUGAAACAACAGUUUACUCCGGCAGUGGGCUUGUCCAUAUUAAAAACCCACACUUGGACUCGAUGGAGGAGGACAUUCUGUAUCACUUGGACUUGGGAACCAAGACGCACAACCUGCCAGCAAUGUUUGGGGACAUAAAGUUUGUCUGCGUUGGUGGCAGCCCAAACAGGAUGAGGGCAUUUGCCCAGCUCAUGCACAAGGAGCUGGGACAGGCGGGCGAUGGGGAGGACCUGGCAGACAUCUGCGCAGGGACGGAUCGCUAUGCCAUGUACCGAGCUGGGCCAGUGCUCUCCAUUAGCCAUGGGAUGGGCAUCCCUUCCAUUUCCAUCAUGCUUCAUGAACUAAUUAAACUUCUGCACCACGCAAAAUGCCGAGAUGUUACUAUUAUACGCAUUGGUACUUCUGGAGGUUUAGGCAUCAAGCCAGGGACUGUUGUGAUCACAGACACAGCAGUGGACUCCUCCUUCAAGCCACGGUUUGAGCAGGUGGUCCUGGAUGAUGUGGUGGUGCGGAGCACAGAGUUAGACAAGGACCUUGCAAAGGAGCUUCUUGCCUGCAGCAAGGAUGUUCCUGACUUCCCUACACUCAUCGGCCAUACCAUGUGCACCUAUGACUUCUAUGAAGGUCAGGGGAGAUUAGAUGGAGCACUGUGCUCUUUUUCCAGUGAAAAAAAGUUAGAGUACUUAAAAAGAGCUUACAAUGCCGGCGUGAGGAACAUCGAAAUGGAGUCCACAGCAUUCGCUGCCCUGUGCGGGCUGUGUGGCCUAAAAGCUGCUGUCGUUUGUGUGGCACUCCUGGAUCGCCUGGAGGGGGAUCAGAUCCGGGCACCCCAUGAGGUGCUGUGGGAGUACCAGCAGCGGCCCCAGCGCUUGAUAGCAGCCUUCAUCCGAAAGCAGCUGGGGCUGUGCCCUCCAGCAGGAACAAGCUUUUCUCCACAAACUGAUGGGUGAUGCAGCACAAGCAGUGCAGGCUUGCUCCCCCAUGCCAGGCACACCACAGCCCCUUUUUCUGCAAAAUUGAAAAGACUGACUUGGUCACAAUGCACUUCCAUGGAUAAGUGCCCUCCACGGCUGAGUGGGGGAGCUGGAUCCAGUGAACAUCACCCUGCAGGAGCUGGAGACCUCCAAUGUGGCUUGAAUUACACCAACAACCUGCUCACCCAAGGACAGCUCCAGACAAUAUUUGUACAGAAAUUAAGACUGUUUUACCAAACCGCAUGCUCCUCAGUCCCAUCUCCAGUGGUCAUAAAGGACUGCCCUGUUAGGGUCAGUCCUGUCCACAGCUAUCCUCUGAGAAGGAGUUCCCUCUGCAUUUGGCAUAAAGCGAAAACCUAAGUAAAUGACACAUAAAAUUGAUCCGCAUUUGUGAUUAUUAUUAUUCAUUAAGGAUCUAUCAAAAACUGACGUGUACAAGGGCAUUUGAAGAUAAGAGAGAGAGUGUGGGAAGCCCACUUUGCACAGACUGUCUCCAGGCAAAAGCAGACUGUUCCCAAGACUGCACGGCUGGCAGCUUUGGGUGGGGGGCGCAUAGAGACCCUUGAGAUGAAAAGGGAUAGGAAGCACAGGUUACUGAUACAUCCUUCACCAGAUUUCACCUGAGUGCCAGGGACUGCAUCUUUCACGUUCAUCUGCUAAUCAACACACUCCAACAGUGCAGAAACUCAUCUGUAAGUGUCCCCACGAGCUGUGCCUGAGUUGCACAGAGGGUUUUUUCCAGAGGUCACCUACAGCCUGAAGAAUUUCCCACUAAAAUCACAAAAUCACUUCCAGUUCUUAAGUUUCAGUAACAAGCUUGCUUCCAGUUCUGCUAAGUCCAAAGUCUGCUUAAGAAACUUCUAUACUAAUAGCAAUGUACCUUAUGUCUGUUGUGAAAAUAAUUUAAAACCACUCCAGGAAAAGAAAUAUGAUACUUUAACAUUUUGCCUAAUUUGAUAGGUAAUGUUUGUUCUGCCCUAGCUUACAGAAACACAGAUCCAGUCAUUAACUUUGCAGGAGGUGAAGGCUCUCUAUUUUCUAGAACAAUGUGCAGCAAAGAGUCUCUCGUUUUA